UAGUGGCGGCGGUCGUGGCUGCGGCCGCGGGAAGUGAAUGGUUUUACCCAGAGGGCCCUGCGCCACCUUUCUCCGCUGGCACCGGCGCGGCUGCCAGCUCCUCCUUGCCGGCCAUGGCGUUCACGUUCGCGGCCUUCUGCUACAUGCUGGCGCUGCUGCUUACCGCCGCGCUCAUCUUCUUCGCCAUCUGGCACAUUAUAGCAUUUGAUGAGCUGAAGACUGAUUACAAGAAUCCUAUAGACCAGUGUAAUACCCUGAAUCCUCUUGUACUUCCAGAGUACCUCAUCCAUGCUUUCUUCUGUGUCAUGUUUCUUUGUGCAGCAGAGUGGCUUACACUGGGUCUCAAUAUGCCCCUCUUGGCAUAUCAUAUUUGGAGGUACAUGAGCAGACCAGUGAUGAGUGGACCGGGACUCUAUGACCCUACAACCAUCAUGAAUGCAGAUAUUCUAGCAUACUGUCAGAAAGAAGGAUGGUGCAAGUUAGCUUUUUACCUUCUAGCAUUUUUUUACUACCUGUAUGGCAUGAUCUAUGUUUUGGUGAGCUCUUAGAACAACACACAGAAGAACUGGUGCAGUUAAGUGCAUGCAACAGCCACCAAAUGAGGGGAUUCUAUCCAGCAAGAUCCUGUUUCCAAGAGUAGCCUAUGGAAUCUGAUCAGUUACUUUAAAAAAUGACUCCUUAUUUUUUAAAUGUUUCCACAUUUUUUGCUUGUGGAAAGACUGUUUUCAUAUGUUAUACUUGGAUAAAGAAUUUAAAUGGAAUUAUGUAUAAAUUAAUAUAAAAUGAUUACCUUUGGUGUUGACAGGUUUGAACUUGCACUCCUUAAGGAACAGCCAUAAUCCUCCAAAUGAUUGCAUUAAUUACUGACUGUCCUUAGUCCAUUGGAAGCUUUUGUUUAUAGGAGCUUGUAGGGCCCAUUUUGGUUUUAUUGAAAUGCCAUCUAAUUAUAAAUUAGCUAUAGAUAUCAGGUGCUUCUGAUGAAUUGAAAAUAUGUAUCUGACUUGUGGGAAACUUUAUAGGUUUCCUCAUUUAUCAUGUAGAUGAUUAUAUAUGGAUACAUUUACAAAAAUAAGAAGAGUGGGAUUUUUUUUCCCUUCAACUUGAAUAUUAUCCCUGUAUAUUGCAUGAAUGAAAGAUUUCCCAUAUCUCCAUCAGAGUAAUAGACUUGCUUUAAUUCUUAAGCAUAAGUGAAUGUGAUAUAAAAAUAUAUACUGAAUUACUUGUGAAGAAUGCAUUUAAAGCUAUUUUAAAUGUGUUUUUAUUUGUAAGACAUUACUUAUUAAGAAAUUGGUUAUAUUAUGCUCUGUUUUAAUCUGGUGGUAAAGGUAUUCUUAAGAAUUUGCAAGUACUUAUAGAUUUUCAAAACUGAAUGAGAGAGAAAAUUGUAUAACCAUCCUGCUGUUCCUUUAGUGCAAUAUAAUAAAACUCUGAAAUUAAGACUCAUUUUCAGUGCAUUGUUUUAAAGAUUACAAAUAGCUAUUCCUCAUACUUGCUAGAUCCAUAAUAGAGACAUAUGAUUAUCAUUUAGAAACAAAAGAAUAUUACAUUGUAGUUUUUCUAAAAAUACCAUUCCCAGAUGUAACAAGGAAGAUUUUUAAAUGGCCAAGCCAAAGCCAUGUUAUCUUCUGUUGUCAUUUGAAAAGAUUCCUAACUAUUGAUGGUGUAGCAUCAUCCUUUCUCUUGCCAAUUAAAAAAAAUUAUUGUAGCACUUAAAAUGUUUUAAGUUUUGUUUUCCUUUUCGAAAUGGUUCAUUUUAAGGUAAAAUGACAUGUAAAUUUGAGUUUUUGCUUCUUUGUUCAUGAAGAAGGUAAAUUAUGGCUACUGUGCUUUUAUAAGCAUUCUUGUGAUUUAUUUGGGAUGAGAAAGUUGAAGCAGUGGAAAAUAAUGUAAGUGGUUCAGAAGUUUCUUGAGCAAAGGAUCAAAGGAAGAUAACCAAUAUAUAGAAAUUCCCAGAAUGACCAAGGGAGUUUAUGGAAUUGUGUGGAAGUUUGAUUCUAAGAACUUCUUGUAUUAGUUGCUAUUUAUUCUCUACAAGUGGAAAAAUGCUUGGAAAUAAUGCUUCUUCACUUUUGUGAAAGUAACAACAUUUUGGGAUUAGGUAAUUGGGGUGAGUACAGUGAAGAAGAGAAUGUAGAACCAGAAGGGUGAGGAGAGUCAAACCAUUUCAUAACAAGGAAAGCAUUAAUGAUCUUUUAAUUUAUAAUCUGGAGAACACCUAAAGGGACUUUUUCAAUUUGUGCAGUAAAUUAUUAUUGAGCAUGUGCUAGACACAGAAGAUUUCAUGCAGUCGUUAGUUUCUAAUCCAUUUGAUUGUAUCAGCCUCCACACUUCAUUUUCCUUUUUUUUUUUUCCCUCCCAUAGUACUUUUGAUUAUGGGAGACCUGACCAAGUCUACAAUACAGAUAGAUUUCCUGGAACUGUAAUUUUAAUAUUCCUGUCAAAGUGUUUUCAUGAACCCGUGCUUUCUUAGCAAAUACUACUUUGUUUUGUAAGUUUUAGCACACAUCCUUAUAAUAAUCUAUAAAUCUUCUCCAGGAUUAAUGCAAAACUUCUUGUUUGGAAGCCAUAUUUUCAUGCUGUGAAAAUUCAAUAUAGUCCUCAUCUGAUUACUCAAAGAUCUCCACAGUGAGGUUCAUCCAUUUUACUGGUAGAUUGUUAGUGCCUAGGUAAGUCAGUGAUUAGAAGAUUGAGUACCUGGAUGCUCUAAUAAUAUCUUUCCACUUUUGCCUUUUCAGUGUUUUGUAAAAGCAGAAAAAAUACUUAUGUCUGACAGUAUUUUAUUGGCUCAUUUCCUUGCUCUGAAUUGGAUUUGCUCUCUUCUCUGUUUGGGAGGGCCCUAGCCUUAUUUCUGUUGUUUCUGUAGUUUCAGCUGAGGCAUAGUUAGCCUGGAUUUGUAAUCUUUCCAGUUUACAUAAAAUGCUUACUCUUUUAAUUUUUUCCUUGUUACAAUUACUUUUGAUAUUAUAUGCUUCAUUUUAUCUUUUUGAGCUUUGUAGCUCUCACAAAGCAUUUUCCCCAUUUGCACUAUUUUAUUGCAUCUAGUAUAACUACAUUUAUAGCUAUUACCAACACCUCUUUGUUGCUAUGGAUACUACAGAUUCUCCUGAAAGGGUUAUAAAUGUAGUCUGUUUAGCAGUUAUUCUGUUGAGUAAUACUAUAUUAUGGUAAUAGGUCACUUUAGUACCGAGUAGAUGUAGGGGUAGAACUAUUGAAUACCUGUAUCUAAAUGCUAUUAAUGACAUUUGAUGGUUUUCACAAUGCUUAACUGAUCCCCCUCACUCCUCAUUGCAGGGUAAAGGAGAGUUUUGCCCCAGGCCAUAGACAGACUGCUAAUGAGAAGUUUGAGUUAUUUUUAAUGGGAAGGGAAAGUAAUCGGAAAUGACCAGACAAAUCUCUCUUAAAUUAUAUUUGAGUACUAGUAAAACAUUUGUGAUAAUGAUCUCUUCUCAGGCAACAAAGUACAGGGUGGUUUGCUGCAUGAUCCUGUUUGAAAGUUUGUUUUGUGUUUUUCAACUUGAGGACCAUUUAUGCUAAUAGCUUACAGAGCUCUUCUCUGUUCCCUAAAUCCACAUACUUUGAAGGUAUGUCUAAUACUUGCAUAGAAAGGAAAUAAAACUAUGUGGCAAAUACUUCUCUUUGUAUAACAUUUCUCUAAUUAUAUAUUUAUGAGUAGUGAGUGUUCAUGGAAUAUCAUUGCCAUGGAGUAACUAAUGACAUCUGCGUAUCUUUUUCUACCCUGCAUGGGUGAGCUUUUGUUAAAGGUGUGAAUAUAUCACAACACUAUGAUAUAUGAAGCCCAUUCAAAUAAUGAUUUAUAUUAAAAGGUAUACAUCCAAUUAUAUCAUUUAACCUCCACAAGUAUCUUUUAUUAAUCGGUUGUAUAAUUGUAAGUCAGAAAUUUUGAUGACAAAUAUUUGAAAACAAUUUCCCUCAUUUUGGAGAGGAAAGAAAAAUAUUGGUACCUUGUCUAGCAUUGUUCAUAGAAGUACUCAUGUUCAUCCUUUCUGAAAACUAUUUAUUGAUAGUCUCAUAAUUUUAAGUUCUUCUGCUCAAACCCAUCAAAGUCUGUGGUACUAGUAAUAUAACUUAGGAGAUGGCUCUGAACUAAUACCUCAGAGUGAUGACAAAAGAAAAAAACGUGGUUCUAUUUCUAGAUAUAUUGACUAUAUUUCUUACAGCAAUUUUACUUUGACUAACAUUCAGAGUUCUAAAGAUAAGUGUCUAAAAGAAGUAAAAAACUUCUUGUUUUGGAAAACAGUAUUAACCACGUAAGGAUAUCAAUUAGUAGGGUUGGAGUGAGGGUUUUGUUCUGCAUUAAUUUUCUUAGUGCACAUUGUAAAAAAGAUGGAAGACAUCUUGACUUGUAAAGGAAUGAAUUGCAUCUCUCAUGUUGAUUAUAUUGUACAAUGCUUUUUCUAAAUAUUAAAAUUUCUUUGGUUAUCAUGUUUAUGUAUUCUGGAGAAGUUUCUUAAAUGGAUUAUUAUAUAAACCCUAAAACUACUAAGAGAAACAUUAAAUGUGAUUAGCUAUCUCUACUCAUGAUUUGUUAAAAUCUUAAGCUUGGUGGUGCUGUAUCACUGUCCAAAGAAAAUACUCUUAAGUAGCCCUACUUUACUCCUUAGAGCUGGUUAUUUUGCUUUUGUACAUUUAAUAAAAACAGUCUCAAAUAUUUCUUUGUGUAAUUUAUGGAUAAUGAUUGAAUCUGUUGUGUCCACCUCUCCCACCCAUUGUUUGGGGGGACACAGUUCAGGCAGAGAAAAUACUUCUCCUAGAAUACUGGAAUUACAUGUUAUUAAAUUUAUCUGGACAAUUUUAUUUCAGAAUAGUGUCAUGCCAUGUUUCUUUGUUGUGGAAUAAUUAGAUGUUUUCUUGUAUACUUGGCUUUGAAAUAGUUUAAUCAAGCAUUUUGAAUAUAGAAGGCUUAAUAUGCAGUUAUGGAAAUUGA
This is a messenger RNA of Sciurus carolinensis (gray squirrel), 4945 nucleotides long. RefSeq names its product cornichon family AMPA receptor auxiliary protein 1 (gene Cnih1). The transcript is spliced from 5 exons. The record is from RefSeq and is a predicted model, not a curated record. Gene Ontology annotation, biological process: vesicle-mediated transport. Lineage: Eukaryota; Metazoa; Chordata; Mammalia; Rodentia; Sciuridae. Bases 114 to 548 code for a protein of 144 amino acids.